This is a messenger RNA of Aspergillus fijiensis CBS 313.89, 2382 nucleotides long. RefSeq names its product Zn(II)2Cys6 transcription factor. NCBI's taxonomy places the organism in Eukaryota, Fungi, Ascomycota, Eurotiomycetes, Eurotiales, Aspergillaceae. Gene Ontology annotation, cellular component: nucleus. Gene Ontology annotation, biological process: positive regulation of transcription by RNA polymerase II. The transcript has 3 exons. The record is from RefSeq and is a predicted model, not a curated record. Bases 7 to 2346 code for a protein of 779 amino acids. Gene Ontology annotation, molecular function: transcription cis-regulatory region binding; zinc ion binding; DNA-binding transcription factor activity, RNA polymerase II-specific.
UUGGGCAUGGAACACAUUAAGAUCCCUUCCCCGUCUGCGAUCUUAGACAUUCAACCUUCGCCUCCGUCAACAGAAGGGCCUUCUAAGCCUCCUUCUUCCUCUCAGAGGUCCACCUCAAGCCAGCCUGGUGUCUCCAGGGAUCCUAACAAACCGAAGCAGUCAAAAAGCCGUAACGGCUGUAUUACCUGCAAGGCAAAACGAUUGAAAUGUGACGAAUCCAAGCCGACGUGCCUUCAAUGUAAGAAACGGAAGGUGGAGUGUGGAGGAUACAAGAAAGAUUUCAAAUGGCGCCCUUUCGAAGAGACUAACGUUGGCUGCAAGAACGUGUCGACGAAAAGCAAAAAAGCCAUCUCAUCACCCCCGGGUCGGAAGUCUAGCCUUGACUUUUCUACGUCUCCGGACUCGCAGUUCACUGAGGGGUGGUCGAGAACCCUGUCUAAUUCUUUGCCUCUCUUCUCACCAGGGAGUGAAAGGUCUGCACUCGCGCUUGGCUUUUCGAAAGGGGAUGAGCCGACUCCAGGGCGUGCAAAGGUGGAUGCAGUACCAAAGCAACAUCUCUUUGUCCCUACGGAUGAUCUCAUAGGCCCGCUAGAUAUAGCAAGCCUCAAUGAAGGCAUCCUAGCCCCAUCACUAAUCGAGAUUCCACCCCUGGAGCCAUCCUCCUAUAUUUCCGAUGUGUCACUGUCUAAUGCGGGGAUGCAAUCUAGACCCACCCUAGGUGGCGUUUCCCAGCACGACAGCCCGCCAAGGCACCACAGUUUUAGCUUUGAGGCCUUAAUGGAGGUCGAAAACGAUGACAUUGAGGAGAUUAUAAGGAAGUCAGAACUUCCUCUGGGGUCGACUUUCUUAAACAGCACAGAGUGCAUCAAUUCUGCGCAGGCCAAGAAUACAAAUCUUACCCCGAAGAUCCUCUCAGAGCCAAAUUUUAGCAUGGUCAGUCCCGAAAUGCUGGUGUUGCAGUUCGACAGAUUCACAUGUGGGAUCCUGUCUGUGAAGGACGGUGCCCACGAGAACCCAUGGCGGACACUGAUUUGGCCCCUAGCCAAGGAGACCCCAGCGCUAUAUCAUGCCGUAUUUUCUCUAGCGGCUUUUCACUCCAGCAAGGAGAUCCCCAGCCUCAGGGUUCAUGGGAUGGAUCAUAUGCGGCAGAGCAUCACCUACAUGGUGCACGACAUACAAAAUAUGAGAGCAGAUGCAGCCUUGGCCACGAGUCUCGCGCUGGCAUUUGCGGAGACAUGGGAUCAGCAUACGCGCACAUGUAUCCAGCACUUGCGGGGAGCCAAGGCGUUGGUGUCACAGGUUGUAGGAUUUGGUCUUCAAAGCGGGAUGUGCGGCAGUGACCUGGAUAGAAUUCGGUUUCUGUAUAACACCUGGCUAUACAUGGAUGUGAUUUCUCGCCUGACAUCCCGGGAAGAAUCCGGGGAUCAGGAGGUAGAUACCUCUGUUUUCCAGUUGCCCAAGGAUGCAGUGCACGAGAUCGACCCUCUAAUGGGUUGCGCGACAACCCUUUUCCCGUUAAUCCACCAAGUCGCGCGCCUGAUCCAGCGAGUUCGCAGAACCGAGUCCAACUCCCUCUCUAUUGUCUCGCAGGCCAUAGAAUUGAAGACCCUAGUUGAGCAAUGGGAGCCCCCCCGCUGCUUCGAACCCCCAGAUGACCCCACGUCGGAGGUACAGCAUAGUAUCCAAACCGCACACGCUUACCGCUGGGCGACACUGUUGUACCUUCACCAAGCGGUUCCUGAAAUGCCCUCCGAGCCAGCAUCGGAGCUGUCCAAGCGUGUCUUGAUGCUGCUGGCCACAGUUCCCCCCAGCUCCCGUACCACCAUCAUCCAAAUGUUUCCUCUUUUGGCGGCUGGGUGUGAAGCAGAGCAAGAGGAGGAUCGCCAGUGGGUGCUAAAUCGAUGGCUAGCAAUCCAAUCACGUCUCAUGCUUGGGUCUAUUGAUCGUUGCAUCGAGAUUGUCCGAGAGGUUUGGGAUCGCCGCGAUGCCGCGGGGCUUGAGCAGUCCGAUCAUUUACCCACGAAAAGGCUUCAGAUUGAUAAGACAACAAAUGUAGGCCGUGGGUCAGGUGAGCGUGGCUUCACCAGCAGCUUUGCUGAGCCUUGGAGAAGAUCGAGUAUGGCCGAUCGGGUACCUUCUAAGGGCUCUUUGGGGAAGCCACGACGGACCUCGGCAAUCUCUCCGCUGGAAAAUAUCGAAUUUGAUAGGACUGUUCGUGGAAAUUUGCAUUGGGUCAAUGUGAUGCAGGAAUGGGGUUGGGAAGGUAAGAUAUCUUGUUUGCAUUUCUUCUGGUUUCCGUUUUGUUUUUCUUGGGAUCAUGCACCCAAGAAAGCCUCUCGUUCAUAAUCUUGCGACGGCCAUCGGCUCAUAUGUACAGUGUUU